Mytilus trossulus (common blue mussel) is the source of this 1593-nucleotide messenger RNA. Its product is annotated as melanopsin-B-like. Lineage: Eukaryota; Metazoa; Mollusca; Bivalvia; Mytilida; Mytilidae. The coding region runs from base 384 to 1553 and encodes 389 amino acids. Gene Ontology annotation, cellular component: plasma membrane. The record is from RefSeq and is a predicted model, not a curated record. The transcript has a single exon. Gene Ontology annotation, biological process: neuropeptide signaling pathway. Gene Ontology annotation, molecular function: neuropeptide receptor activity.
CUUCAAAGGUUUGCCUGUGCAUGUCACGUUCACAUUUGGAAAGUUAUCUGAGGAUAGUAAUCUGCAUUUUGAUACCGUUGUUAUAACAUCAAUUGUUUUAAUUUAACCUGUUUCCGUAUAAUGAUUGCUCUUAAUUGCUAUAACAUAAUUUUCAUUAGGAUAAUAUACAAUAGGAAGGAAGUUAUUGAGAUAAGUAUUAUUAUCCUGUGAUCUGUACAAAUGAACAUGUAAAAUGAAUCAAAAUCAGUCUGUAUUUCGUAUAUUUGCGACUGACAUUUAUACCAUAGGUGAACACUAGAUUUUAUGUAAUUUACUAAAAGGAGAAACUUUCACGGAAAGAUUAAAAUACCUGUUGUUGCAGACUUAAAGUAGCAUAGUGCAAAAUGGCGGGAAAUGAUACAAGUAUUGAAAUGACAUUAGACGACUAUAAUAACAUAGAAAUAUCGAAAAGAACAUCGGCAAUCGUUUAUUUAUCUGUUGUAAUGAUUUUGGGAAUUCCUGGAAACUUAUUAGUGAUAAUAGUGUACUUUGGAUCACUCCGGCGAAGAGAUGGCACACACUGGAUGUACAUCCGGGCUUUAGCCGUCACCGAUUUACUGGUGUGCACGGUCACAAUACCAUUUGAAUUGUUUCAACAAACGCACCAGUUAACAUUUUAUUCUGGAUUAGGAUGUCAGAUCUUCCGAGCAGUAAGUGUACAUUUAUCUUUGACAUCGUCUCUACUUUUGAUUGCCAUGUCGGGAAAUCGUCUCCGACUAGUUUGUCAACCAUUGAAAAAACAACUAACUCCGAAUCAAGGUUUGGUAACAAUUUUAAUAUCAGUAGGAAUUGCCUUGUUAUUUUGUUGGCCGGAAGCAGCUUUAAGUGGGAUAAGCAAAGAAACGUUGGAUAACAACUUAACAGGGUAUGAUUGCAGUUUUUCAGACCGAUAUAGCAUGAAAGAUUAUGGAACGAUAUACAGUACUCUCCUGUUAACGGUCUAUCUAUUAUGUAUGGUUGCACUUGUGAUUAUGUAUUCAAUAGUAGGAUUGCGAGUGCUGGAACGAGCAAAGUAUCAAAACUCAAAUCGAGCAAGGUAUGCAAUAUCAACGACGUCAAUGGCUACUGAUUUAACUACGUGUGAACAUCACACCACCAACCUCAUUAAACCUCAGAGUGAAAUAAUGGACGAGAAAGUAAUCGCUAUUAAGACAAUUGAAACACCAGGAACCCCUAAAAAUAAGGAUCAGAAGAAAUCAAACGGACAUUCUAAGGUAGUAUCCAAAAAGAAAAAUUCUAAAAAGGUUACACGGAUGGCAUUUGUUAUUAGUUUCUGCUUUAUUUUGAGCUACUUGCCGUAUGUAGCAGUUAAAUUAAAUGCAUCUGUUGUAAAAGGUCAAUUUACAGAAUCACCGCUUACCAAGGCCAUAUUUCCAAUCCUCGCUAGAACAUUUAUCAUCAAUAAUAUUAUAAAUCCUGUAAUAUACGGAUUUCUUGAUCCGACAUUUUUAAAGCAUUGCAAAAUGACAAUGAAAUAUAUUCUAUGCAUGAAAUCUCAAAACUAUACUUUGUAAAUAUAUUCUUUAUGUUAGUCUAAUAAAAAUUUUGAAAUUA